This is a messenger RNA of Ornithodoros turicata, 1876 nucleotides long. RefSeq names its product endochitinase-like. The transcript has 9 exons. The record is from RefSeq and is a predicted model, not a curated record. Gene Ontology annotation, cellular component: extracellular region. Gene Ontology annotation, molecular function: chitinase activity; chitin binding. Bases 54 to 1616 code for a protein of 520 amino acids. NCBI's taxonomy places the organism in Eukaryota, Metazoa, Arthropoda, Arachnida, Ixodida, Argasidae. Gene Ontology annotation, biological process: chitin catabolic process; carbohydrate metabolic process.
UUAUAAAAAGCGACGCUUCUCGAUGCCGCUUUUACGCUUCGCUAGCAUCAUCAAUGUGGUGGAAUCUCUUCCUCUUGUUUGGAUCGGCGGCGGCGGCGGCCAACCUUCUGCAAGGAAACGAUGCAGAAAAGAGAGGGACAGUGGUCUGCUAUUACCAGACAUGGGCCUACAAUCGACCAGAUCCCAUGACAUACGACAUCGAAGACAUCCCGGCACAUUUCUGCACUCAUCUCAUCUACUCCUUCGUCGGACUGGACAACACCACUUGGGAGGUGACCAGCAUUGACCCACUGCUGGACUUUGAAAGAGGCGGCUUCAAACGGUUCAACGCCUUCAAGAAGAAGCACCCGCACCUGAAGACUCUCUUGGCUGUCGGGGGAUGGGCCGAGGGAGGCAAGAAAUAUUCGGAUAUGGUAUCCGUCAGCUCGAGAAGAGAGACAUUUGUGAAGAGUGCAUUGCAAUGGGUUCUCAAACACGGGUUCGACGGCUUCGAUCUCGACUGGGAGUAUCCGGCUGCACUCGAUCGAAAUGGGAAGAUGUCGGACAAAGAAAACUUUGUCCAUCUCGUUAAGGAACUGAGAGCAGCGUUCGAGCCCCACAACCUACUUCUCACGUGUGCCGUGCCAGUGGCCAAGUUCAGGCUCGACGAGGGCUAUGAAGUACAGGAGCUUGGAAAGUACCUGGACCACAUUCACGUGAUGUCGUACGACCUUCGCGGGAACUGGGCAGGAUUCGCCGACGUCCACAGUCCACUGUACAGGCGACCCUUUGACGAAUGGGCAUACGAGAAGCUCAAUGUGCAUGACGGUCUGGCGCUGUGGGCCGAGCGCGGAGCUCCUAAGCACAAGCUCAUCGUGGGAGUUCCACUGUACGGCCGGACAUAUACACUGGGUAGCAAGGAUAACCACGGUCUGCGCGCACCUGUGGCCAAGUGGUUGGGAGGAGGUAGCCCCGGCGAGUAUACCAACGAGACCGGCUUUCAUGCCUUCUUCGAGGUAUGCAAGAAUGUCAAAGACAAUGGCUGGACGAGGGAAUGGGACGACAUUGGCAAGUGCCCCUACGCUUACAAGGACAAGCAAUGGGUGGGAUACGAGGACGAACAGAGCAUGCAAAUCAAGAUGGACUACAUCCGGGAACACGGUUAUGGUGGUGCCAUGGUUUGGGCGAUAGACAUGGACGACUACAAAGAAGAAUGCGGCUGCAAAUACCCGCUCAUGAACAUAAUACACGACAAGAUGGCAGACUACGUGGCUCCAACGUCACAACCAUCUCAAGAACCAUCAUCAUCAUCCUCAAAAUCGUGGACCUGGUGGUCGCAACCAUCAUCAUCAUCAUCAUCAACAACAACAACAUCAAAAUCGUGGACAUGGUGGUCGCAACCAUCAUCCUCCACAUCCCCUAGGCCGAGGCCACCCCCUGGAACAGUGGACUGCUCCAACCCAGCCUUCACACACUACGCACAUGAGUCGGAUUGUUCAAAGUUCUACGAGUGUGUCCAUGGCGAAGCAAUGGAACACAGUUGUUAUGGUGAUACCGUCUGGGACAUCGAACGCAACAUCUGCAAUUGGCCACGUGACGUCAACAGGGACGAAUGCAAAAAGGAUAAACAAAUAUGACCUGUGAUAUGCUUGGCCGCAAACUAUAUAGAAACCACUCCCACGAAAGCUUCUUGAUGAUCGAUUCCCUCGGCAGAGACAUCAAAGUGCAAAGCUUGAAAAAUUGUUGCCUUUAUGAACGCCUCUCAUCGAGGCUACUAUUUCUGCACUCGCGCUAACCAAAGGUAUCAUUACAUGUACGAGGAUCAUGUUUUACGCGUCCAUGACUGAAAACAAGCAGGUAAUUCAUCUGAGACUUCUUGAAGCCAUCUUUCCAGACA